UUAAGAGGACCAAUGUGUUCUCUCUCCCAGGGAUCCCUGUUUGGAUAUAGAAUGAAAGAUUUGUCUGCUGUGGAAGGAAUUUAGUGCAUCAAGAGAGGAGAUUGUGAAAGUUUUUAAUGGAGAAAGGUGCUUCUGUGUGCCUCUGAAAUUACAUGACUUUCCUAACCAACCACUUUGCCCACAGUAUUUGCAAGUCUUUUCCUUCAGCAACCCAAACUGGGGUUGGCCUCAUCCAUCUCGUCUUCUGACACUGCAAUCCAGAAGCAUCCAAAGCAACUUAAAGCUUGAAGAGAACUCAAAGAAUGCUGAAGAGGCUAGAGCCCUGGGGCUUUCAAGGGCAUCCAUGUACACCAAUAAGAGAGUUUCAUGCCAAUAGGCUUUGGGACAGGGGUUACACUUUCUUUGUAUGCCCAGAGCUUAGCACCAUGCCCGGAGUGAAACCAUUCAAACGUGAUGAGUGUAACUUUGCCUCCACAAUCCAGUCCCAUCUGACUUGACAUAAAUGUAUUCAUACAGGAGAAAAAUCCUACAGAUGUCCCUGAUGUGUUUAAGCCUUCUAGGUGCUUGAAGUAGCCUAUAACCUCUCUGAGUCAAGUAUAUCCUGAAGAAUGUAUUAUUCCUGCCCAUCCACAAUUAACAGAGGUGAAGGCCUUGAAGAUAGACGUUGGAGGUUGAGGAUGGGGAGUGUCCUUUGGGCUUAUGUGACAGUCAUUCUACUGGGAAACCUGGUGACUUCUAUAGAACUUGAGACAAGAAACAAUGUGAGUAUACAGAUCAUCAACUUCAACUUUGAAAGGACACAUGUUAAGUGGAAUGUCAGUGAAUAUUUGGCUGAGAAGAAUUUAACUUUCUUUUAUGAAUUGGACAAAGCUUCACCUUCACAACAGUGUCCUCACUAUACUUUUGAUCAAGGUUAUACUACUGGAUGUCUUUUUAAGGCUGGAGACAACAGACUGACUUUUUUACUCAAGAGAGGAGAAGAUAAAGUAUUUGAACGAAGGAAUGUAAGGCUUAGCCGUUACUUAAAACCCAGCUCUCCAACCAAUGUGAGCUUCACGUGGAGAGAAGACUCAGUUACAAUAACGUGUUCUGAUUUGCCUAUUUCUGGUCUCACUUAUGAAAUUCAACACAAAAGCAUCUUUGAUCAAAAAUGGCUGCUCAACAUGAAUACAAUAUGCAACAUUACAAUAGAUGGCUUGGAUUCUGAGAAAUGUUAUUUCUUCCGGGCCAGAGUGAUAACAAGAAUGGCUAUUUAUGGCAGUAAGACGUACCCCAGUGAUUGGUCCCCUGUAACACACUGGAGGAGGAACAAAUUGGAAGAUUCAUGCACUGACAUAGUCAAAACACCUUCCCCAAAAUAUGUCUACAUAAUUACUAGUCUGCUUACCUUCCUAAUGCUAUUGCUUCUCCUUUUAUUUUUGAGGAAAUCAGCAAGAGUUAAGAAAUUAUUCAUACCCGUUGUACCUGAUCCCAAAUAUGCUUUUCCUGGUCUAUUUGAUUGUCACAGAGGAAACUUUCAGGAGUGGAUCCAGGAUACUGAAAACGUGACCAGCCCAGCUAAAGUAGAACAUUUGGAGCGGGAAUGUGUUGUUGAAGAGGGGUUUAUAGAACAACUUGCCAAGAAGGAGGCCAAAGAUGACGAGGGGAAAGCCUUUCAGGAAUACCCACGAUUGAAUGAAAAUAAUCUAAGCUCUAAUCAAAUCUCUUGUGUCCCGCCUCAAGGCAGUGACACUAUUUGCCUAAGUGAUCUUAAGUUUGUUAUGAAUGAUAACAUGUAUGUUGUAUUAUGAAGCUGCAUGGAGCACAAACAGGAGAUGGGGUCUGGGCCAGGAUCAGCCUAGUAGGUUUCUGGAAUUGAUGGCAACAAUAAUAAUAGCUACCAUCUGUAGAGUGGUUUAAAAUUUGCAAAACACUCUAUAAAUACCUCAUUUUAUACUCACAACAACCCUAGGAGAGAAAUUGUCCCUGUUUUAUCACUGGAGAAACUGAGGCAGACAGAAGUUAAAUGCUUUGUUCAGGGUCUCACAACUAGUAAGUGUCUGAGGCUGGAUUCUAACUCGGGCCAUCUUCCUGAUUCUAGGUCCUGUUCUCUAUCUAUUAUGCCAACUGGCUGGCUAUGGACACAGAUGAGGGAAAAGGUUAGUUCCAAGACCUCCCAAACUCACAAGCCUGCCAUGAAUUUAACAGCUAUUCAGUGAGAAGUCUUAGACUAAAUUACAUUCAUUUUUUGUUUUAAUUACAGCAUCUCUGCACAUGUACAUACAGCAACUCAUCAUCCUUAAUGUCUAAGCUUUACAACUCAUAAACGUAGGCACAUUUCAAUCUGAGUGCUUAUUAAGCCACAGAUUUAUUUUAUUUAGAGUACUUAGAAUAAUUUAUUUGAAAUGUUUAUCAUAUUUUUUCCUAAUUCUACAUUUGUACUAUGUAUGCUUUUCAUUUAACUUGCAGAGAGAUAAAUACCAAUACAAAUGGCCAAUAAAGAAACAUAUGUAAAAGGGUUUUCAAAUAUCUAGGAUGAAGUAACAGAGUAUAGGGGAAAGAAUAUUGGAAAGGGAGUUGGGCAAAGGAGUUCUAGCACUCUCUCUGAGACUAUAGCUUUAUGACUUUGGCCAAACCACCUUUUUCAGCUUCCUUUCCUUAGUUAUAAAAUGCUGGGGCUGGACUAGAAAAUCUCUAACAUCCCUUUGAGCUCCAAAUCAUAGAAACUCUUUAAAGCCAAUUCUAGCUCCAAAAUGAUCUUGUGUGGUGAAGUGAUUCUUGCACUGAUUUUGAAUAUAACACUAGGGACUAUACAGCAAAAUACAACAAAAUAGGACAAAGCCUCAAGUCCCCAUAUUGGGACAGGCAAACAAAAAAAGGAAUUUUUGAAGCUUAACACAAUUGACUGAAUCAUUGUAUUGAAAUGAAAGACUGACUUUGCAAAAAUAUAACAUUUCCUCAUGAGAGAGAACCCUCAAACAAACCCCUUUUUGAAACAAACCAUUCCAGUGUUUGUAAUAUGCUUUGCUUUACAAAGCAUUCAGUACAGUCAGUUCCUUGAUGUGUCUGGUCCUUGAUUUUGUUUUGCUGUGUUUUCACUUGUUAAAUGAGGGGAGGGGGAGUUACCAUGAGUGUUAUCUUUGAGAGUAAAGUUCUAAGUACUUGAUUUCUGUGUUGAUAGUGGAGGGGAUUUUUGUACUGAAAGUUCUUCUAGGGUUUGAGGACCAUCAGGUUUUUUAGAUGAUUGAGAUUGUAAAUUCAGUAGGUGGAAACUAGGUUGAAUUGUACAUUCUCAAAACAAUUGAGUAAAGACACUGUAAAAUUUUCAUAUUUCUGUCUGCGUUUUGCUGAAGGGGGUUGGAAACAGUAGCAGGGAGAAGAUACCAUCCUAUUUUCUGAGGUUAUUAAAAAGUCUCAGAAUGUCCCUGGUAAGGGUUGAAAAUAGACAGCUAAGGCAUAACAAGAAGUCUGCAAACUAGGUUACAUGCCCUAGCAUUUGACCACUUUCUGAAAUGAAUGUUGGGAUCCAUUCACCUUUCUUAGUACAUUGCUGUGGCUGUACCAAGUCAGGUGAGGAAAUUUCAAGUAAGAAACGAGAAAGAAGAGGACAAUGGUGGUAGGAAAGGAUGAAAAGGCUCAAGUUAUCUUGGGAUACAUUUUCAAGAGGGCUUGUGUGGAUAAAGCCUAAGAGGUAAGAGCUGAAUUCUAAAGCCAAUCCAGCUCUUAGACUACUUCAUAAACAAGGACAAGUCACAGAAACUCUUUUCAUAUGAGACUAAACAUGGGCAUUUCAUUUAAAAAAAAAAA
Messenger RNA from Phascolarctos cinereus (koala), 3786 nucleotides. The record is from RefSeq and is a predicted model, not a curated record. Lineage: Eukaryota; Metazoa; Chordata; Mammalia; Diprotodontia; Phascolarctidae.